AUGUUAUCACAAAAAAAAAAUAGAAGAUUUGUGCCAAAUCAGCAAGCUGAUAAUUUUUAGAUCAUAGAUGGAAGAAUGGAAGUUGAAUCUACCCUUUAUAAUGAUUAUAUAAAAAGUAAGUAAAGUUUAAAAGCUAAUAGAAAAGAAGUCAGAUAAUUUUGAGAACUUUGACAAACUAUGCACUAUAGAAAAUUUGAAUUAUACCUAGAUUUGUAACAAAGAAGGCAUGGUAUUAGAAGAGAACUUAUAAUCACCAUAAAGAAAGUCUUUAUAAAAUACGAGAACAACCUGUAAUAGAGUUUUGAGAAUGAAGCAAUAAUACAAUAAAUAGCACAAAAGUAAAAGUUUGAUUGAUGCUGUCAAUUUCAUUUAAGGAAUUGCAAAAAUUCGUCGAAGAAGUGAGUAUGACAGAGGUAGUGAGAAAUAAGUAAAAAAAUAAUAUAUAUUUAGGUCAGACUUUCAACUCUCUAUCCAACUACAAAUGUAGCUUAGCAUUUACAAAAAAAAGCUUUUAGGUAGAAUGAAAUGAGAAAGAAAUCAAUUUUUAAAAGAAUGUCAAGUAUUUUAAUAAAACAUUCAAACAAUAUCAAAACUCAAAGUAUUUUAGGAGUAUCAUAAUUACAAAAAUUAGAUGAAUCUCCUACAAAGUAAGAAGAGAGAUCUCCGACAUACAUUAUAAAAUAAUUUGAGUUAUAAUUGGGUUAAAUGAAAGAAUCUUAAGAACUUUUUGUAAAUAUCUAGAAUUCAGAAAAGUAUAUCCAAUUUUAAGAAGAAUUAAAAAGAUAUUCUUAAUCUCUAAAUAAUUCUCCAUUUUCAAAAAGAAUUUUAAAGAAGCCAUAAAAUGAAUAUAAUUCAGAGUAACCAAAAGUUGUUUUGAAUUUGAGUAAAAAGCAGAGAAAAACUUUUACUUCCAUUCAAAAUUAUGUUAAUGAAAGAUAGCAAAGUAUUUAAGCCAAUUCAAUAGCUAAGAUGAUAAAUUAAGUUUAAUUUUAAUUUUAGUAACUAUAAAGCCUCACAGAAACUGAUAGUUCAUCUCCAAUUAAAUUAAAAAAUGCAAUCACUAAUAAAAAAUUAAAUCAUAUCAAAUCAUUAUCUAAUCUUCCAGAUAUUAAAGAGACACUGACUUAAAGAUCAAUAAAUAAUAGGAAUUUAAAAACAUCAGAGAAAGUCAAGAAUGUGUACAUUUUUAGUCCAUUAAAGAAAAAAGCUCUAUUUGAAAAAUUAAAAUUGUGA
Messenger RNA from Paramecium sonneborni, 1233 nucleotides. Lineage: Eukaryota; Ciliophora; Oligohymenophorea; Peniculida; Parameciidae. The record is from the annotation of a GenBank genome assembly.